AUGUCCCUCUCAGAGCUUUCCAACGAGCUUCUCGUAAAGAUCUUGGUGUGUCUCGAGUCUGACAGUUUAAAGAGGGACCACAAUGGAAAUCUUCAUAAAUGGCUUCUACCACUCACAACAUGCUCGAAACAUCUGUCCGAACUCGCCACUCCAAGGUUGUAUUGUACUUUUUUGGCCAAAGAUCCCAAAACAGUAAAACUUUUCGUGAAGACCAUCGCUGCAAAUGAGGAGUUGGCAUCCAUGGUCCGAUAUGUGUCAGCAAUCUCUGGAAACUAUCUAAUCCCUCGAAUCAGGGAACAAUUUGACGAAUGGAUAUGCACAGAGAACUACCAGAGUUUUGAAUUCCUCGGAUUGAAUCAGACGGAUCUUCAGACAUUAUUUUCCAAGAAGCAGCCGGCAAUAAAUUUUGGAGUUUGGGCUGCACAAGACCUCUCAUUUUGGGCUCUGAUGGCUCUUACUUUAUGUCUUGCUCCGAAUCUAAUUGGACUCUACCUCCGACUUCCUGUUUUUGAAGAAUGGGAACCAGGCUGUGAGCUUGAUCGAUUUUGCUAUUUCUUUGAUCGAAUUGCAGCCAUUAAUGAGACCCAUAGCUCGUAUGAGGUUCCUUUGAGAAAUCUAUUGUUUGUUGAUUUUUGCGGAGUGGAUAUGGAGAGACAAUUGAUGGACUUCGAUUGUAUGAUCAAGAUCAUCGCGUUGCCAUCACUCAGGAAGUUCGCAUGCGAUAACACUUUUGUUGACUAUGUUGAAGACCCGAUUAACGAGACGGACUCAGAAACUUUAGAGGAUCUAACACUACCAAAAAUUCCGAAGCUUAAUAGUUUGAUACUACAAUGGAAUUGGAUUCCCCGACGCUAUCUUGCCGCUUUGCUUAGCAGCUGCACAAAUCUUCGCCAUUUCAAUUUUCACGUCGAUAUGGAGUUUAAGAAAGACGUCAAUGCAUUCAUUGCUGAUACAAUCAAGAGUUUAAUCCAUCUCAACAACCGUUUGGAAAUCUUAGGGCUACGGUUCACGAACUGGAACCCUGAAAGCUACAGGGGGUCGGAUCUCUCACCGUUGCGUGACUUUAAGGUCCUGAAAUUGCUCUACAUAGAUGGGUCAGCACUUAUACCGAGUGCUGGAGACCACAAGGACAGCGAGGACAAGGGUUCCUCUAAAUUUUUGUUGGCCAACGCGAUUCCUUCUUCUCUACUGUACUUAGGGGUCGAUUGUUCCGGCCUGACAAAUUCGGAGUUAAAUGUUAUAAUAAAGCAAGUUCAAGGACUAGUGAUUGCUAAGAGACGGGCAUCGAGUCUUAAGAUGGUUCACCUACGUUACUUUCUCCAAACAAGAGAUUGCGGAAAUCACGGCGAUCCGAGCCGUUGUAAUGUUUGCGGGAAGUUUGGCUAUGCUGCGCUCCAACAUCUCUCAGACAUGUGUCAAAGAAAUGGCAUUCGCUUCGAGUUAGGGUUAUUCGAAACACAUAAGGGCCGUAGAAAUAGCUCUUGCUUUGACCUAGGGAACAAUCAGUCAAUAGAGCUACCACAAUUUUGGAUCUUGUAG
This is a messenger RNA of Botrytis porri, 1539 nucleotides long. RefSeq lists its product as uncharacterized. Lineage: Eukaryota; Fungi; Ascomycota; Leotiomycetes; Helotiales; Sclerotiniaceae. The transcript has a single exon. The coding region runs from base 1 to 1539 and encodes 512 amino acids. The record is from RefSeq and is a predicted model, not a curated record.